UUUUGUUUGUGAAAAAAUUAAUGAUGAGCUAAUGAAAUCUUCAUUUUUUGUAGUAAUGGAGAAGGACAUAAAGGAUUUAUAGAAGAUUUAAACGAAUUCGUGAUUCAAUACAUAAGCAAAACGAUUUCAGAUUCGCCCUCUAAAUCGAUUCAAAAACUAACCAAUGAUCUUCAAGACCUAUUAACCUCAGGAGUGAUGAGUCUAAACCACAAGUUUUCAGCCGAUACUCUAUCAGACGAAAGAUUUUUAAUUCGACUUAUGGAAAUUUGGCAUUUUUUCUUUACCGGUGUUUUGCCUACUCUAGAAGCUAUCUUUUUACCACUCAUGACAGAUGAAAAGUUAAUAUCCGUAUUAGAGUCAAAGAAUAAUAAGCUUUUACAGGAAAGGUUACAACAGAUUCAUUUGUUACAACAAGUUUCUUCUACCUCUGGUUUACCUCCUUCAUCAACUUCUUUACUUUUCAAGAUCCAACCCAAAGAUCCAAAUGAAACGUACGUCAAGAAAUCUAACCUUGGUAUCGAUGUGAGAAGGAUCGCUUUAGAGUGUUUUAGAGACUCGAUGAUCUCGAGUGUCUUUAAUCGGUUUUAUAAACUUUUGUCUUACUUGUAUGAUGAUAGUUUAGAAGGCUUUAAUGAACCUCUUUCGAUGGAUUUGGUUAAUGAGAUCUCUCAUUUCAAAAGACUUCAAAUGAUCGGAUUGCUUUGUGGAUCAGUACCUAACCCUGAAAUCGAAGCAUUAGGAAAACUCAUCAGAUCUGGAAAAGCUGAUCCAAGCUACUUAAAAGAAGAUGAAGAUCUAGAGCCUAAAGAUGAUAGGAAGUGUACGAGUGGAUUGGCGGGCUUGAAGACUAGUAAUCCUGCUGGUAAUUUGAGCUUGAGUCCUACGAUUCGGUCUUGGAAUAAGAAUCGAGAGUUUACGAGAAGGUCGAUUAGACGACAGUUAGGCAAAUCUAGUCUGCUCCAUCAUCAUCAUCACCAUCAUCAUCAAGCUUCUAAACUGAGUUUGUCGAGUUUGAAAACUUCCUUGGAUCUUAAGUUCUCUGAUCCAUCAUUCUCGAAUCCGAAUGAAACUGAAAACGAAACACUGGUUCAAUCUUCUUCUGGUACUGGAACUACUGGAAAUACUGGAAAUACUGGAACUAGUGGACAGACACUUCAUUCAUUGGAAAGUUUUAAGUUCUCGGCUGAUCAUUUGAAACAUGUCGUUCAGUCUAAGAUUAAUAAAUCGAUGAAUUAUUUUGGCACUCAGAGUGUUUCUUUGGAUGAUCAUGGAAGUAUUGCUGAAGCUGUUUGAGUGAAAGAUUUUGGAAAAUUAGUCGUGGUUUUGGAUUGGAUUGGAUUGGAUUGGAUUGGAUUGGAUUUAUUGGAUUUAUUGGAUUGAUUCAUUUUUUUCUUUGGUCUUUGUAUCUUUUUUUAUAUAUUUACAUUUUUUUACAUGUUUGUUCAUGAAUUCGGUUUCUCUUUUGGGGUUUUCCAUUUCCUUUUUUCCCCAUAUAUAUAUAUGUUUUCUAAUCCAAAAAAGAACCUCUCAAUAUAAAUGUUUGUAACUUUUUUUUUUUCAUAUUUACCUAAUUUAUUUUUCAAACUUGUUUCAUUAAAACCAAAACCCAACACAAAAAAACUCUCAUUCAUCACAAAAAAAAAAAAAAACUUUUUUUGGUGAUUUCCUUUCUUUUUCACUCUUUUGAUUGUCUUUUAUAUUUUGUUAUCUUUUUUCUUAUGGUUCAUUAUACUUUGUAGAAUUUAAAAUGUUUAUUUAUUUUCC
Messenger RNA from Melampsora larici-populina 98AG31, 1764 nucleotides. RefSeq lists its product as uncharacterized. The transcript is spliced from 2 exons. The record is from RefSeq and is a predicted model, not a curated record. Gene Ontology annotation, biological process: TORC2 signaling. Lineage: Eukaryota; Fungi; Basidiomycota; Pucciniomycetes; Pucciniales; Melampsoraceae. Bases 196 to 1293 code for a protein of 365 amino acids. Gene Ontology annotation, cellular component: TORC2 complex.